Poeciliopsis prolifica (blackstripe livebearer) is the source of this 1149-nucleotide messenger RNA. RefSeq names its product GTPase IMAP family member 5-like. Gene Ontology annotation, molecular function: GTP binding. The coding region runs from base 70 to 1149 and encodes 359 amino acids. NCBI's taxonomy places the organism in Eukaryota, Metazoa, Chordata, Actinopteri, Cyprinodontiformes, Poeciliidae. The record is from RefSeq and is a predicted model, not a curated record. The transcript is spliced from 6 exons.
UAAGUGAUUUUUUUAUUUAUUUGAUUUUCUGAUUGUAUUUGGUUCUUUAUCUUUGCAGAUUUUGAGCCCAUGAGUCAAAGCAGCAUUAUCAAACCUAUGCCAGCAUAUUUUACAUCACCUCUGAAGCGAAGCCACAGCAAUGAACUCAUACCUCCUUCCUUGUCUGAACCUGAACUGAGGGUUGUCCUACUGGGAGGCAACUGGUCCCAGAGAAAUCUAGUUAGGACCCUCAUACUGGGAGGGAAAAGUUUCACCACGAAACCAAACUCCUUUAUCAAAAUCACUGGAUCAGUGAGAAACAGGAAAAUAUCUGUUAUCAACACUCCAGAUCUGCAGUUCCCCACAGCGGACAGCAUUACAGAGUUUAUUAGAGGAUGUGCUGCAGCCUCUCAUCCUGGACCUCAUGUGUUCCUGUUGGUUCUUCAGCCUGAAGACUUCACUGAGGAAGAAAAGCACAGCAUCCACCAAGCACUUUACCAUUUCAAUGAUGAAUCAUUUAGUCAUUCACUGGUAAUGAUCCUGAAUCCCAAACAGGAAGGUUCAAUAUUAAAGGAAGAACGGAUGAAGAAUCCUCAGAUAAGGAAUCUGAUCACAGAGUGUAGAUACAGAUAUUUAUUCCAAAUGAUGGUUGAACCUCAAGAGCUGCUGAUUCAGUUUGAUCAAAUAAUGAAAGAGAACAAUGGAGAACAUGUGAGCGUUUAUGAGUUUGUGGAAGAGGAGCCUCCUGGUGUUUCACUCCAUGCUGUUGUUAAAAAUCCUUCUCAAACAACUGAGCAGAUUCCUCUGCAGCUUCCUAAAGAUGGCAUUUCUUUUAGGAUUGUACUACUCGGAGAAAAAGAGAAUAAAAGGACUGAACUUGUUAAGCAGAUGAUCAGAAAUCAAGAACUUUUCAUCCAAAAACCUCCUUCCCAAUGUGUGGCUUACUGUGGAAAGUGGACAGGAAAACCAGUAACUAUGGUGACAUUUCCUGACCUGUUCAGUAUGUCAACUGAGAAAAGGAAAGCAGAGGUAAAGAGCUGCUGGGAUCUUUGUCAUCCUGGACCAAAUGUUCUGCUGCUGUUAGUGAAGCCUUCAGAUUUCAAUAAGGACCAAAGAAAUGCACUCGGUCAUCACAACACAAGAGGAUGGUCUCAUUUAUCCUGUCACUGA